Molecule: messenger RNA, 3565 nt
Organism: Plectropomus leopardus (leopard coralgrouper)
Lineage: Eukaryota; Metazoa; Chordata; Actinopteri; Perciformes; Serranidae
Gene: zdhhc21
Product: zDHHC palmitoyltransferase 21
Biological process (GO): protein targeting to membrane; peptidyl-L-cysteine S-palmitoylation
Cellular component (GO): endoplasmic reticulum; Golgi apparatus
Molecular function (GO): protein-cysteine S-palmitoyltransferase activity
Source: RefSeq, a predicted model, not a curated record
CACAGAGGCUCGGAUGAGGAAGUAGCCAGUUUCACUGAUACGUGCGCUGAAUAGGACAGCAACUAAAAGUUUCCCUCGGAGUUUCAGCAGCCAUGAAGCUUCGCCUGCACUUUGUUGUGGACCCCAUGGGCUGGCUGUGUAUCAGCGUGGUGUUUGGGAUCUGGCUCUACAACACUUUCUUCAUCCCCAAACUGGUUCUACAUCCUCAUUACAACGAGGGACACAUCCCCUGGGCUAUAGUUGUUUGUUAUUACAUAGCAUCAGCACUCUGCAUAGCAGCCCUAUUCAGAGCUUCCACAGCAGAUCCUGGCCGUCUUCCUGUGGACCCCCACAUACCUCACUCUGAGCGAGAGCACUGGGAGUUGUGCAAUAAGUGCAACUUAAUGAGACCUAAAAGGUCCCACCACUGCAGUCGUUGUGGCCACUGUGUGCGCAGAAUGGACCACCACUGUCCUUGGAUCAAUAACUGUGUGGGAGAAGACAACCACUGGCUCUUCCUGCAGCUCUGUUUCUACGCUCAGGUCCUCAGUUUGUUCACCCUGGUGCUGGACUUCUGCCAGUACUAUUACUUCCAGCCACUGACAGGACUAGAUCAGGAGAAGUUUACAACACGCCAUGAACUGGCUCUGCUGCGAGUCUCAGCACUCAUGGGUUUGGUCAUGUUUGGUGGCAUGACUAGCUUGUUUUACACGCAGAUGACAGGCAUCCUCUCUGACACUACCACCAUUGAGAAAAUGGCUCAGUUCUCAAAUGAAAUAUAUGGCUCAAAGAAAUCUUGGCAGUGGGCGCUAGCUGAAGUUUGCGGCACUCGCUGGAAACUCCUGUGGCUCAUCCCACUCCGAAGCAGGCAGCCGAUCCAAGCCAGCCACCACUUCCGCACCCACGUGUAGGUUGGUGGCACUACAGUACCUCCUGCCUGCACAGAUGGUAGGGGCUGCCUUGAUGAAACACUGUAAACACACUUAAGAAUCCAUCUGCGCGCCUUCACCGUCCUCUUUUGUGCUAUGGGAGCUGGGCAGCAGUCUUGGUUUGUGGAUACUAUAAGCUUUUUUUUCUUUCUUUCUUUUUUUUUUUGCCUUUCUCUACAAGGCCCAGACUGGCAGUAAACAGGGUCAAGAAACACCUAAGGGAGUGAUGGGAAAAUGUUGCUUUUUUACUCACUGUGACUGCUACUUUUAGCGUUUGGAAACCACUUUCAAUGGCUAAUUGAAUCGGAAGGAUGGAAGUCUUCACCUGAAAACUGCAAAAGGGACCCCUCUCAGGUUACUUUAACAAAGAGCCUUUACUACUGACCUUUAAUCAGCUACAGACAGAACCAGUGUGUCUAUUAGAAAGGCAUUUUUUGUAUAAAGUUUGUGCCUUGUUUCUUUUAAAUAUGUCCUUUUUAUUUGUCAUGCAUGAGAAGCAUUUAUGUUUUCAUGUUUUAUGGUUGGAGAUCGUCCAUCAUGAUUCCAUGUGAAUAGUGAAGGGAACUGGUGUCACUUGCAUUCCUUUAAUUGGUGAGGAUUUGAUGAUUCUUGAAUGUUUUGUGCAUUGUUCUAUGAACUUUUUAAUCUAUGAAGUGAUAAUUUCGGAAGCAUGACCACAGAACAAAGUUUAUAACUUGAACACUGAUAUGUAGUAUUUUUAUGACAAGUGAUUGGCCGGGUUUGAAGAUGUGUAGUAGAAAGCAGACAGUUCACACUUAAUGCUUUGGUAAAAAUCCAAAAUUACAAACCAGUUUAUACUAUAAAUCUUAGGCUGUAUAUGUUGUAGUCAAACCUGCUGUAUAAUCAUUUUCUUUCUGUGAGUAUAACAAAGAUUUCGCAGCAAGUUAAUAUCAUGACCUGAUCAUAACCUGUUGUGAAAUCCUUAUUGAAGAGGUGUGAGUGUCACAUACUAUCCUCAAAGAUAACUUAUAUCACUAUGUUUAUCUUAAAAGAACAGUUUGACAUGUUGGGAAAUACACUUUUUCGCUUUCUCGACAGUGGCGCCAUGGCCUCCCUGAAAUCCAUCGUCUCAUCUUACUCUAAUCAAGAAAGCUAAUUUGUGUAAGUCCCAAAAUGUCAAACUAUUCCUUUAGAUCGAUCUGUUAAGCUAAAGUCUGCUCUGUCAACCAUAGCACUUACAAUGCAUUGGCACAAAUCACUUUUAAACAUGUCUUUCAUUUUUUACUCUUGAAAGUAAAAUUUGUGUUUUAUACUUAGCCUUUUAGUGCUGUAGCUGUCAUAGGUAGGUCUUAAAUGUGUCUGACCAAGUGGCUUUAUAAAUGCGUAUCUUUAUCAGUAAUACAAAAACUAGCAGAUUAAUCAUGUGGUGACUUAGAGUACAGCUAGUUAAGUUGACACAACACUGAAACACUGAUUUAUUUAUGGUGGUUUUGCUGUGACGAUAUGGUACUGUUUUGAGAUUUUACUGAAUUCUUUAACAGGAAACUUAAAAAGGAGAUGAUUCAGUGCAUAAUUAUUCUGGCUUAGUGUGGUUGUCAUUGUGUGUAAUACUUGGCAAACCCAUAGCUAAACCUCUACGUAAACAAAGCUUGCCAUGUGUGGGAAAUAUAACAAUACCCAAGUAGUUUUAAGUGCCUUUCUAGGUCUUCUUUUCACUCUCACGGUACAUUAUCAUCAUGUUGGUCUCCAUACAAGCCAAAGACCUGGGGAAAUGUUGCAAUAGUUAGCAAGCAUUCAGUAAAUGCAUGUUUCACCAAAUUUCUGAAGGUAGCGGUCAAUAUUAUGCACUGAUUUUCACACGAGCACACUGCAUCACACUGUUUUACUGCAUCAAUGGUACUCCUGUAAGAAAGUCUCCACUUAAAGGUAUUGUAUUUUAUGUGUAUCUGUUUUAUUUAUAUCUUAAUUCAGAAUGGUCGCAUUUGCAUGAGUGUGUGUUGAUAACUUUGCUCAGUGGUUUUUAUAACUCCGAUUCAGGUUCUUGGAUGUUUGUGUGAAUUUUUUUUUUAUUUCUGCUUUUUUAUUCUGUUUGGUGGUGAGUUGAUUGGUGGGCAAAUGUGUGUGAUUGGCAUUAAAAUAAUAGGCGCCUAUAGAUGAUAUUCAGUUUCUUUUACAAAUAAUUUUUGAAAGCAAUAAGCAUUGUGUUUAAGUGAAGCCAUCCAUAUUAUUACAACAGUGGUGAAAAUAUGAUAUUUGUUGUUAGUUAUGUGAACUGGGUGGAUGAGUUUUACUUAUUACUCACUGACCAGUGAUUACCGGACUUAAACAUCUGUCAAUAUUUAAGUAACUUCAGCCAAGAUUAACGCUACUGUAGCUGCUGUGUAUAGUUUUACAGUAAAUCUUCUAUUAACAACAUGUCAGCCUCAACAUCUCAUGUUGUUAGAAACAGAAUAACACACAGGCUUGAGUUCAUUUGAUUUGAAUCAAGAGCUGUAAGAGAGUGGAGGUGUGAGCACCUCACAGCUGUUAUCUGGCGUCACACAGGGCGCUUAGUUUGGGCCUGUGCAGUUUUGUUCACAUUGUACAUGCUGUUUUUAGAAUGUGUUUUAGCUUUAUUUAUUUUUUUUUAUUCAGACCUCAAACACUGAUACAGUUCCAUUUUGUGAAUUAAAUUAUAUACCAUAAAUAUGUUAUGA